Peniophora sp. CBMAI 1063 is the source of this 1110-nucleotide messenger RNA. NCBI's taxonomy places the organism in Eukaryota, Fungi, Basidiomycota, Agaricomycetes, Russulales, Peniophoraceae. The record is from the annotation of a GenBank genome assembly.
AUGGCCAGCUUGCUCCUCGGGCCUAUUGGCCAACUGGGCAAGGCCUUCACGCCUCCUCAGUUCAAUGCGACGGCGUACGACGGUCCAGAAUAUGUCAUCUGGAAAUGGAUUGUCUUCCGUCCCGGUCUCUUCCACCUCGAAAUAUACCUGGUAGCUGCCGUCGUAGCCUAUCUUGCUUUAUUCUGGAUCGGUUCCAGCGCGAACGCCAAAAAAGCUAGUGCAUGGUUGAAUGCGCACAAGGCGCUGUACGACUCGCAGUUCUCGCGGCCGCUCGACGGCGGACUGACCAAGGAUGGCUACUCCGACAUGUUCGCGUUCAGCACCGGUCGCCGCGCCCUUCGCAGCCUGCACACCGUCUUCGCUCUCCGUCCCCGGCAUGAUGCUCUUCAGCUCGCGUUCCAAUUCGGCUGGCAAAAUGUGUACGACCUCAGCUACGAGCCCCGCGACACCCUCGCUCUCGAGUUUGCCCUUGCCGAUGACUAUGCUGCACCGGACGCCGUAUUCGCCAUCGUAGCAAAGGACGAGCUGCCCACCAUCCGCAAGGAGUGCUGGGAACUGUCAUUCACUAAGACUUCCGAGAACCCCAACCUACCGGCGCACUUAACCAUCAUGUCUGAAGUCGCAGAUGUGACGGAUAGCGUAUUCAAAGCUUCCGCGCCCCUCCUUGCUGCACUCAAAGAUCCCAAGGUUAAGCCUUACUUCCGCUCGCUCAUCCUCUCCGAUCAGCCGGCUAUCCAGCCUGAUGAAGCGCCCGUCGCUCGCUCGCGCAGCCUGGUCCUGACUUUGACACCCCCUCCUCCUUCGGAAGCGGACGCGACUGUGUCCCUUGUCACCGCGGUGUUCGCACUUGUUGACUCGUUGGAUAAGCUUGGCCUUCGUCCGGAGACGAAGACGAAGCUACGCAAGGCUCGCGAAGAGUUCAUCUCGAAAUUGAAGGAGGCGCGCGAGCGCGAGGCAAAGGAGGAGGCCGCCGAUGCUCGUGCAGCAGCAAAGAAGAAGGCAGAGGACGACAGGGUUGCCGGGCUCAGUGCGGCGGAGCAGGCCAAGAUUCUCGAGCGCGAGCGCAGGCGCAAUCUUCGCAAGAGCCAAGGCAAGACGGUCCGCAAGUAG